AUGGCGACAAACAAGGAAGAGAAGUCGGAACAACCUCAAGACCAACAGUCCGAAGAGUCCUCCAACGAGGCCCUUGAAACCCCAGCCCGGCCUAGCUUGGACUGGAUGAAUGACACUCUGCAAUGGGGAACAAAGGUGCCGCCGGGCAAGCACGGUAUUACCAUCGGAGACCUUCAGGUCGGCGUCUACGGGGACAUCCCCGAGGUCAGCACCGAUAUGACCCGCCGGCCCAGGGGCGCUUUCCCCAUUCCUGGCAUCCCCCGAACAGACCUGUAUGCGCUGAGCGCCAAGGUGGAUAUAUGGGCCGACAACGCCGCGGACCUGUACGAAGAGGCUAUCCAAAGGCGUUGGAUGGCCCAUGCCGACGUCCCUUGGGAUGACUUGGCUCCUUUGCCAGAUGACGUUGAGCUCGCCAUGCGGCAACUCUGCACUGAAUUGGCCCAGCAGGCCUCGCUGGAGACCGACGUAAUCGGCCAAUGGCUCCACCGUAUGAACUACGCCUACUAUGAGGUCAAGGCCUUCCUGGCGACUGAGAUCUUCGACACUGGGCGCCAUUUCGUUGCCUUCCGGCAGCGUGCCCUGGCGAAUGGCGGCAAGUUGGGCUUGGAGAGUCCGGGCCACUUCAACCGGCGCUUAAUGGAAGCCAGGGCCGGUUGGACCGAAGUGGCGAUAUACCUUUACAUAAUCCGCGGGACCCUCACCCAAUUGGUCUUGCGCUACGCCGAGGCCUAUGCUCAAAGCCCGGCGGAAAAGUACCUUUUCCGCAAGUGCUUGGAGGACAAAGCCCGCCAUGUAGCCUAUGGACUGGCCCACGUGAAGUACGCCGUGGAGAACAGUGACCCAAGCUUUGGCUUGGGGCUGAACAACCUCAUGCGGGCAGUGGAGGGAGACCUGAGCCAGGAAAUGCAGGACCCCGUGAUUUGGGAGGCGCUGGCUAUUAUAUUCGGCGGCGGUGUAUCAAACAUGGUCGAGGGUAUGGAAGUGGUCAAGGGCCUCCAGCAACGGUUCAUAGAGCAAUACUUGGCUCGCAUGAAGUGGGUCGGCAUUCCCAAGACAGAAGCAAAUCUUAAUCCGGGCCUGGCUGUCUACCUCCGAAGGGAAGAAGCUACGCCGGCCUGA
Messenger RNA from Geodia barretti, 1119 nucleotides. NCBI's taxonomy places the organism in Eukaryota, Metazoa, Porifera, Demospongiae, Tetractinellida, Geodiidae. The record is from the annotation of a GenBank genome assembly.